AGUUUCCUUGGUAUUUGAAUACAAUGCAGUUUGUAUAGAUAGAUAGACGUUAUAGACUUUGGAUAUCAGCAUAAAGCGAUGCGUGGUUAGGUGUAAUGUUGUCUCCAGUUGGACAUUCAAAGUGGACAUUCAUAUGGACACUUGAAGUGGACCUUUGGCUGUAUACAUAGUUGACACACUUUUGGAAACUUACAGUUGACCAAUAAAUCCUUGAAGUUGAAAAUUUAGGUUGAACAUUUACCAUGGGAUUUACGGCAGCCGAGCUAGGGGCGGCCCAACCUGCCACACAGUGCAUGAACCAGGUCCUCAAGUGGUCUAUCAUCAGCGGACUGGUCGGUGUCUUUGGUGUGACGAGUGUUCUCGUGGGUCUACACCUGUCUGGGAAUCUCGUGUCUGAGAAGGUCAGCAGUGACAGCAAGUCAGCGGUCAGUGGCGUGAAGUGGCCAGAAAAAACUUUGGACUCGGCAGCCAAUUUUGUGGUCCCUGCACUGGUGGCUUCGAGCGACAAGGUCAAGGAUGUGGUUUCAGACGUAGCGGAUACCGUGAAAGACGCGGCAGGGAGCAUCGGUGACGUCAUCGACGACGCUGGUGACGUUGUGGCCGACGUGGGCGACGCCGUGGCUGACGUUGGUGACGUCAUCGGCGACGGUGUGGCCGAUUUGGGUGACGGCGUCAGCGAUGUGCUCGAUGGGAUCACUGACGUCAUCGACGCACCGGAUCUUGGAGACAUCGGGGACGGGAUCCAGGAUGCUGCCGGGGACAUCAAGGACGCCGCCGCCGACCUGCUGGACAAGGCCGGCGAUAUCGCCGGAGACGUCGACCUUGACCCGGAUAUCGGCGACAUUGGCGAAGGCCUCGGGGAGAUCGGCGAAGGCGUCAGCGAAGUCGGCGAGGCUUUGGGUGAACAGAUGGGCGAGCUUGGCGAGGGCGUGGCAGAGUUGGGGGAAGACCUGACCGAGGGCCUGGGAUCCCUGACCGACGGCCUUGGUGACCUUGGCGACGACGGGAACACGGCGGCGCUGAUGUUCGCGUCUGUGCUGGGCAACAAUUUCAACCAGCCGAGGAGGACGAUCAUCAGCAGGGGAGGCAAUCCGUACUCGGCCCUUCCUAUCGCCAGACCGCCCCGGUUACUUCCCCCGGCGGCUCAAGAUGCGGCCGCCACGAAUUUGGGACUUCUCAUGUUCGCCAUGUCUGACGAUAUGGAUGACUGGGGAGACGGCCUUGAACUUGACGGUGACUUAGACUUUGAAUGGUAAAAACAAAAAAAAAGAAUGUUGAAUUAAGUGCCAUAAAAUGUAUUUAUUAAGAAACCAACAAAACCCGCUAAGGCUUCGAGAGUUCCGAAUACAACGUGUUCCAGAGUUUUGUAACAUCUAUCACGUGUAGCGUGUGUUGCAGAUCCUUGACCUUUACCCCCGUGUAUUCAUGUGUAAACUUUCGUGUUGCGUCCUACGCGUAAACUCACAACACACAAUUUUUCUAUCAAUCUGUAAAACUAAACACCAUUGCUUUCACAUUAGACAAACAACCCCAAUAUUUGAUUCUUAUUUUGCAUUAACAAAAUACAUUAAAAAAUCAAAUAUAUAGUUUUUAUGUAAUAGCGAUAUUUACAAUACUAGCUGCAUACCCGUGCUCAGCCACGGUGAAUCUUUAUUAAAUGUACCAACAGCAGUAAAAAAAAAACAUCCGCACAAAGGAACUAGCCAACACACCGGGGAACAUUAUGUAUCGAUGUGUUCCUUAUUCAAAAUAGAAGCCAGAAUUGUGAUCAUGUGACCUGUAUGAAGGUACCGCCCUUUUGUAUUGAAAAACAAAAUCACGUGACCUUUGCUCAUACCCCUGAUUAUUUUUAGUUAAACCAGUUAAGUUUUUGCACGUCUGUUGGGUGUUAUGUAAAGGUCUGUUGAGUAGCAGAAGCAUGUGAUGUUUUAAAACAAGAUACAGUAGUAAAAACAAGACACAGUAAUAAAACAUCCAAACAAUCCCUGAAAACAAUUGUUGUUUGCUAAUUGAG
Messenger RNA from Physella acuta, 2014 nucleotides. RefSeq lists its product as uncharacterized. Lineage: Eukaryota; Metazoa; Mollusca; Gastropoda; Physidae. The record is from RefSeq and is a predicted model, not a curated record.